Cadophora gregata is the source of this 1873-nucleotide messenger RNA. RefSeq lists its product as uncharacterized. The transcript has 4 exons. Gene Ontology annotation, molecular function: NADP binding; NADPH dehydrogenase activity; FMN binding. Bases 1 to 1344 code for a protein of 447 amino acids. Lineage: Eukaryota; Fungi; Ascomycota; Leotiomycetes; Helotiales; Ploettnerulaceae. Gene Ontology annotation, cellular component: intracellular anatomical structure. The record is from RefSeq and is a predicted model, not a curated record.
AUGGCUGAUCAUCAAUGUCCUUCCACGAUUGUGAAGUCGUCUACUCCAGGAACCCCUGUUGUUGCAAAGGCUCCAAAGCCGAUCAAUCCUCUCGAAAAUGUUCCCGCUGAAAAUGUCACAUACUUCACUCCCCGACAGAUCAUCCCAGCCGGAACUGCCAUAGUUCACCCUUCCAAACCAUCCCCCAUCCCCAAAGUUUUCCAACCCCUCCAGCUGCGGGGUCUCACCCUCCAAAACCGCAUCAUGGUCUCCCCGAUGUGCCAAUACUCCGCUGACGAUGGCCACCACACCAUGUGGCACCAAACUCAUCUCGGCGGGAUCAUUCAGCGAGGACCAGGACUGACUAUUGUUGAAGCUACAGCUGUGACGCCCGAGGGACGAAUUACUCCUCAUGAUUCUGGGCUUUGGAAAGACAGCCAGAUUGAGCCUUUGAAGAAGACGGUGGAAUUUGCGCAUAGCCAGGGUCAGAAGAUUGCAAUUCAGUUGGCGCAUGCUGGCCGCAAGGCAAGUACGGUGGCGCCAUGGAUUAAUCGGAAGGCCGUUGCUACUGCUGAGGUCGGUGGAUGGCCAGAUAAUGUCAUCAGUGCUAGUGAUAUCCCAUUCGACGCACCACAUACCUGCGUCCCUCGAUGCAUGACCUUAGAAGACAUCGCCAGCUUCAAAGCAUCAUUCCUUGCUUCCGUCAAGCGAGCUCUCAUCGCCGGUUUCGACGCCAUCGAAAUCCACGCCGCCCACGGCUACCUCCUCCACUCCACCCUCUCAGCAGCAACCAACACCCUCCCAGCCCCCUACUCCGGCCCCCUCGAAAACCGCAUCCGCCUCCUCCUCGAACUCACCACCGCCACCCGCGCCAUCAUCCCCGCAAUCAUGCCCCUCCUCGUCCGCAUCCCCGGCACAGACUGGAUGCCACCGGAGUCCAACUGCUGGGAAAUCUCCCAAGCCAUCACCCUCUCCCUGGCUCUCGCUCGCGCCGGCGUGGACUUCCUCGACGUUUCAACCGCCGCGCUAAUGGCCGAGCAGAAAGUCGUCAGUGGGCCUGGAUACCAAGUCCCUUUUGCAGCAGCUAUCAAAGAAGCGCUUGAAAAGGAAGGACUUGGCGAAAAGACGAAGGUGGGAACUGUGGGCAUGAUUACGAGUGGUGUGCAGGCGGAGGAGAUCUUGGCGGCUGGCAAGGCGGAUGCGGUUUUGGUGGCGAGGGCGUUUUUGAAGAAUCCAGGGCUGGUGUGGGAGUGGGGUGGGGAGUUGGGAGUGGAGGUUAGGGAGGCGGAGCAGCUUGGGUGGGGGUAUGGACAGAGGGGGGAGGGGGGCGUGAAGCCUGGAGUGGCGGCUGCGGCGAGGGGGUAGCAGCUCGUAUGGGAUCGGGGCAUGGUGGGAGGAGAUGGAUUGUUCGAGAGGUUGGUGAAGUCGGAGAAUAAGGAUGUUUGGGCUAUGAUGCAUGGGGUUUGGAGAUAAUGAAGUACCGGAGAGAGGGAGGGGAAGGCGAAGGAGUUGCUUUCCCCUCAUUGAACUCGGCCAAACCCAUUCUUCGCUUGCUCUGUUCAUUGUUGAUUGCCAUGCUACAAAAACUCCCGGAGAAUCCAAACAGCACACAUAUUGGCGAGGGAACCUUAUUUUCUUUUGGAAAAAGACGCACUCCUUGGGCAAUUCAGGAGAUGUACUGCAGCGUAGAGGGACAAAGUAGAAUACUGGUGGCAGACUGAAGGCACAAGGCCACAAUAUGACUAGCAGUAGCGGCAGCUUAGGUACCCGACCGUCUCCAAAAAGGUCUUUUUAGCAUAUUUUUUUUUUGUUUAUAAUACACUUGAUUAUCUGCAAUUUUCCAAGCCAGAUUAUCUUAUUCCAAUGGAUAUCUGAAGAUUUGGAGUGAAAAUAC